Schistosoma rodhaini is the source of this 2811-nucleotide messenger RNA. Lineage: Eukaryota; Metazoa; Platyhelminthes; Trematoda; Strigeidida; Schistosomatidae. The record is from the annotation of a GenBank genome assembly.
CCUGAUUUAAGUAAAUGGUUCAUGGCGCUAAAAUUUAGAAUCACUUCACAGUGAUUCUUAUCUUUAUGUACUAUAGGAGCAUGAUGGCAGACAUACUUUCAGAGAUCUUCGAUAUAUUUUGUAUGCCACUGUUACGCAAACUUAAAUCUAAUUUUGAAUUUUCUUAAGGUCGUGCUACGUGUAACGACCUUGAGAAUGAGGUACGCUCUCCUAGCGUCAGCAAGUUUGAUUGUUUCAUCCAUCGUCGUAACCAAUACUUAUUACCGCAAAAAGCAGUUUUACCCCACUGUCGUAUACCUGACUAAUAAUCAGCCAUCCCUUUCUAUACUCCUUUUUCAAUGUGUCGUCAUACUCUUCUUGGUUGUAAAAGCACUCACAUAUGCUUUCUUCGGUCGGCUCCAAAGAGCAGAAGUUGAUAAUCUUGUUUCACAGUCAUGGUAUGCUUUCUUCGACAUGUGCUUGGUUUUUGCAUUCUUCCAGAAUGAAUUGGGAGUCGAAUUUCUUUUCUUGUUCGCUAUACUUUUAUUUGUCAGAGCCUUUCACUGGCUGAUUGAAGAAAGGGUCGAUUAUAUGGAAAGAUCACCUGUCAUUAGUGUUCUGUUUCACCUUCGAACAAUGAUGCUUAUUACUCUUCUAACCCUUGUGGAUGUAUAUUUCAUCAAAACAGCCUACUGGAAGCCCGCUACACACGGAAUAUCCGUACAUUUGGCUUUGGGGAUAGAGUAUUUCAUCUUAAUAUUGAGUCUUCUAUCGACUACUGUACGUUAUAUUUUACAUUCGAUUGACUCUAUGCGAGAACAUUCCUGGAAUAAGAAAGCUACAUAUCUCUUAUAUGUGGAUAUUCUCAUUGGAUUUAUUCGUUUGGCUGUGUAUGUUGAGUUUACGUUCAUCAUGUGGUCACUGCACCCAUUUCCUUUGUUUAUCGCGCGACCUAUCUAUCUUAGUAUCAGAUCACUAAAAAAGGCGAUUCGAGAUAUGUUGAUGUCACGUCGUGCGAUUCGAUACAUGAACACAGUUUUCCGUGAUGCCACUCCAGAUGAUUUGGCUUCCUCCUCAGAUACUGUUUGCAUAAUCUGUCGUGAAGAAAUGAAUCUUCAAACAGAUAAUAUACCAUCGGUUGGGACUUCAGCUCUCAAAAGGUUACCUUGUUCUCACAUUUUCCAUUUUGGUUGUUUACGUUCAUGGUUCCAACGUCAACAGACUUGUCCAACCUGUCGAAUGGAUGUCAUUCGAGAAGCUAGAGUUCAAGAAAGACAGCGACAGCAACCUCAUCAUUCAGUAAACACCAAUAAUGCACAACCAGAUAGCUCAACAACUUCUGGUCCAUCUAAUCCAACUGCAACACCGUCUGUUGCUGCUAAUAAUCAAAACUUCCCAAUGCCAUGGAUGCCUCCUGCAAAUGCAUUUCCGUUUUAUCCACCGUUUAUUCCUCCUACAAAUAAUUCAACAACUACACAGGCUCAGACUGUCUUUCCGUCUGUGCCUCCUUUAUACAUACCACCCUUUAUGGGCAUGCCUAUAAUAUACCCUGGUAACUUGUUUUCUAAUGGAAAUACUCCUAUGCCAGAACCUCCCUCUGGACCACCUGAAUCAGCUGAUGAGGCUCGUCUUCGUGCCAGUGCCGAAGCCCGUUUCACCGCUUUACGCCAAAUAAAUGUACUGUUGAAUGCAGCUGUCCUGCAAAUGAAUGCUUACCUCAAUGCGGCUAGCGCUCCCCCAAGUGAAUUAGAACCUAUGACUUCUAUUAAUACUGCCCUCAACACCGACAAUGUAGAAUCAAAUAAUGAAGAAAAGGAAGCCCUAAUUAAUGAUGUAAAACCUCAGUUAGAGUCCGAUGGUAAAUGUCCCCUUGCAUCUGAAGAUUCGGAAUUUACGGAAGUUCGUAAACGUAGACUAGAACUUUUCGGAUGCUCAUCUGGAGAAAUCACUUCAAAGUCUAACUCUGAACCUAAUGAUGUGCCCAAUUGAUCUUGUGACGUUUAUAUAUACCUAACUCUGAUAUUGCUCGGUUUAUUCCGAGUUUAGUUUGUGUAAGUUGAAUUCUAUAUGGCCAUAUAUUCUUUCAGAAUUCUUGAAUAAAACGAAUGGCCUUCUAUAUAUUUCAAAAUUGAAAUUAUAUUUGAUGUAACAUUGUUUCGUUAUAUUCUGUCUUCAAGUAGUCGCAAUAGUUCGCCUUUAUUACUUGUUAUGUUUCGUGGAGUGUGAGAUAUUUCUCUUCAUAAUAAUUAGCAAUAUGAUUUUGUUCAAUGUAAAUCUACUUUGUUUUAAAUUGCAGGGAGUAGUGCUAAUAAUAGACAAUAGUUUAAUGUGCCAUUUAAGCAGUGCCAAAUUAAUGUCUUUGAUCCAGUUUUGUCGUAUGGCUGUAUUUAUUUAUUGCAAUCUUUCAAAAGUGCAAAUAAUUGUCAGCAAACAAUCGAUUGGUGAUUUGUAAUGAAGCCUCUAUGCAAUUUGCGUUUUAGGAACGGAUAUCUUAUAAUGAGUCUGCAGCCUUUGCAUAUUGAAAAUAUCACCUAUUAUGUUUCAGUAUCUAUUAUAUUCCGAGUUGAAGAUAUCAUUUGUCAAUUUUAUCGCUUAGGUGUGGGGGUUUCAAAAUGAACAGGUUAUAUGCUAGUGUAGGUAGUUCCGUCUUAAGAGCUAUGCAAUAAACAUUUUAUUCAGGACUAUCGGAGGGAAAGUUAUAACCAGAGUUAGCGAGUACAAUGUUCUCCGAAGCUUUGACUCUAAAAUUGCCAAAAACAAUCGGACCAGUGCUUACUAUUUAUUCAUAGGCAUUUAAAGCAUGUGAUUUCGAAAUUUAACAUAUAUUUUGGG